Messenger RNA from Peronospora matthiolae, 294 nucleotides. The record is from the annotation of a GenBank genome assembly. NCBI's taxonomy places the organism in Eukaryota, Oomycota, Peronosporomycetes, Peronosporales, Peronosporaceae.
AUGACACGAGUGGAUGGAGGAGGCUGUGGUGGUGGCCAGGUGAGCAUGGCAAACCCCGUGGGUGUUUGUUUGCGUGAUUUUUCGGAGAAGUGUGCACGCGUGUGCGAAGCCUGUCUAGCUCAGUUGGUAGAGCGCAAGACUCUUAAUCUUGUGGUCGUGGGUUCGAGCCCCACGCGUGACUUUUCGGAGAAGUGUGCACGCGUGUGCGAAGCCUGUCUAGCUCAGUUGGUAGAGCGCAAGACUCUUAAUCUUGUGGUCGUGGGUUCGAGCCCCACGGUGGGCGACUACCAAUGA